GGAGAGAAUCCGGACUGCGAGCCCGGCGGCUGCCGCAGCGGCGGAGGGCAGCCCGGAGACGCUACUCCAACUGUUGAAUUGAAUUUUCACCUUCCAUUUCCUCCGCGCCUUGGCUGGCGGAGAUGGAUUUAUUCGGUUUGAAAUCGGCACGUCUUUCUCAGGCUUUGGGGUGAUUCUGAGAGGCGCCAGACUGAAAGAGACCACCCGUGACUGAAAAAAAUAAUAAUAAUAAGGAGGAUUUAGAAAGAAAAAGAAAAAAAAAAAACCUCCACAACAGACUGCACAAUUAGCUAUGCACACCGAUUGCUGGACUUUGUGAAUAGAGACCUCUGGGAGGAAAAUCUUGAACUGUGAUCUUGGGCUAAGCCGUGAAUCAUUACUGGAAACGUGUUUUUCCCCCCUAAGACUGAGAGAUUUGGGGGCAUCUCACGCCUAACCAAGGUUUUUUUUUAAACAAACAAACAAACAAAUAAAUAUUCGUAAGCAAAGCAGACGCCUUGUUUUGCAGAGCCUCGGACACCGGCCGAAAGAGGUAGAGUAAAGUGCUGCUGGGUUCAGCUUUGCCUUCCUCCCCCGCUCUCUUUUUCUCCUUUUCUCUGCCCCCACCCCCUAUGAAUCCAGCUUUUUUUUUUUUUUUAAUUUUUUUUCUAUUGAGUGAGUCAGAGAAAGCGUUAGGAAGAAGCCGCAACUAAUGUCUGUGAAGGGAGGCCCGUGAGGGCAGAGUGAAUACGAUUCGUUCCGCUGCUUCUGACUCAUCCGGCAGAUCAGAACACCUGCAUUUCUGGAUGUGUCCUGCCCCUAUACCGAGGCGCCUGGAGAAGCAGAAAUAAUGUGUAGAUCGAGCCGUUCCUAACCUCCCUUUGGUGGUGGAGGUACUUUCCCCCGGGUGGGCGCCCUGGCAGAACCCCGGUGGCCGCAGCUCCUCACCCUCUGCCCUCCCCAAGCCGAUCAGAGACCGUGAGAGCCAGGCUGCAGAAUGCAUCACGCCAAACCUUGAUGUGUUCCCUCCACCCUACGCCUCCCGUUUAAAAUCAUAAUAAUAGUAAUAAUAAUAAGGGGGUUAAAAACCCGCACUUUAUUUUCCACUCUUGUUCCUCGCCAAGGUUUUCCUUGCUAGAUGAAAAGGACUGGGAGGCUGGGCCACUGGAAGGAGAUGCUGAAUAGAAAGAAAAGAGCCACUUGACAGCCCAGCCCUGUGAAUGCAGAGACUGUUUCCCUUCUAGCGAGAGACAGGGCGAGUGUGUGUGCUAGGGCUGGGAGGAUUGCUUCCCCCUCCUUUCUAUUCUGCCCUCCCCCCUUCAGAUCUGCACGUCUAACCAUGAGUUGCCUGUUGAUUUCCUUUCGCCUGGCAAGAGAAGCAAACUGGAAUUAAACUUGCUUGCAGGAAGAGGAUGGGAUGGUAGUGGCUGCUCCGGGCUUGGCGUAGAUACACCAGAGUGUUCGACGAACCAAGGCGGAGAUAUAGCACUAUAUUUUCUCCUCCCAAUAGGCUCUCGCCGCAAAUGCUGAUCAGGCUGUGGCUUUUUUGAUUUUGUGGGAGAGCCUUCUCCGAGGAAGAGAGGGAGGAGCUUGGUAGGGGGAGGAAACUACAAAUCGGGACACUAGGGGUUUUUUUUUUUUUUUUGCGCUGCAUUUCCUCUCCUCCCUUUGACUGCUCGGAAAGGAGAGAGAGAAAGAAAAAAAAGAAAAGAAAAAAAGACUUGGCUCGGAGAUGCAGUCCGCUGCCGCCGCCACUGCCUAAACCAGAAAUGCAAGAUUAGAUCUUUAAAUGCAGCAAUACACUGCCUGAAAGCCGACCAUCCUGCACAACGAGCAGACAUUUCUCUGCGUUCCAGGGGAAGCCUCAAAUAUAACUAUGUAUCUGUGACUCUCUCUUCGUCCCUAUUCAUUCCCAUCAAUUUCCUCACCGAUUACGAGUAACUAAGGAUUCCACUUUCCGAUUUGCCUGGAGACACACCUCCCUAAGCCCUCCCCCAACCCGAUUCGAAGAGUAUAUUCUGUAGGCUACCAGAGGGAGUGGAUUUUGCAGCGCCUAGCGGGAGCGAAGAAAACCCACCAAUUCUUCAGCUCAUUAUCAUCUCUCCCAGACUCUAUUUCCUUCUUAUCGCCAGCAUCAUCACGCAAGUUUGAGCCUUCUGAAGUCCAGGCGGAAGAGACAAAGCCUUGGGCUCACCCUUAGCCUUAGGAAGCCGCCGCCUAGCUCCGAGCUGCUGCAGCCUCGCUGCGCGGCUGCUUCUCACCCAAUGCGAAUGCUGUAGAUCAACAGGUUCGGGCAACUUGAGCGGAAUAAGGAGAGACUGGUGCCGCAGCCCGGGUGCGGAGGGAAGGAAGGACUCCCAGACUUGUGGCUCGCUCUGAGCUCCGACGCUCCGCCCCGGUUCCAGACUGGCGCGCACCCACCAGCUCGCACCUCCAGUCCGGCUGCUCCUGCUCCCACCCCACCGGUCUGGGAUGUACCUUUCCAUCUGUUGCUGCUUUCUCCUGUGGGCCCCUGCUCUGACACUCAAAAACCUCAACUACUCAGUGCCAGAAGAGCAAGGGGCCGGCACGGUGAUAGGCAACAUAGGAAAAGAUGCCCGACUGCAACCCGGGCUUCCGCCGGCUGAGCGCGGUAGCGGCGGCGGGCGAGGCAAGUCGGGCAGCUACCGGGUGCUGGAGAACUCCGCACCGCACCUGCUGGACGUGGACGCCGACAGCGGGCUCCUGUACACCAAGCAGCGCAUCGACCGUGAGUCCUUGUGCCGCCACAAUGCCAAGUGCCAGCUGUCCCUAGAGGUGUUCGCUAAUGACAAGGAGAUCUGCAUGAUCAAGGUAGAGAUACAGGACAUCAACGACAAUGCUCCCUCUUUCCCCUCGGAUCAGAUCGAAAUGGACAUCUCAGAGAACGCGGCACCCGGAACCCGCUUCCCCCUUACUAGCGCACACGACCCAGACGCUGGCGAGAACGGUCUCCGCACCUAUCUGCUCACCCGCGAUGAUCAUGGCCUCUUUGCACUGGACGUCAAGUCUCGCGGCGACGGCACCAAGUUCCCUGAGCUGGUCAUCCAAAAAGCUUUGGACCGCGAGCUGCAGAACCACCACACUCUGGUGCUGACUGCCCUGGAUGGCGGAGAGCCUCCGCGCUCCGCCACGGUGCAGAUCAAUGUGAAGGUGAUCGAUUCUAAUGACAACAGUCCAGUCUUCGAGGCUCCGUCAUACUUGGUGGAACUGCCCGAGAACGCACCCCUGGGCACCGUGGUCAUUGAUCUGAAUGCCACCGAUGCUGAUGAAGGUCCCAACGGAGAAGUGUUGUACUCCUUCAGCAGCUAUGUGCCCGACCGCGUGCGGGAGCUCUUCUCCAUUGAUCCCAAAACCGGCCUUAUCCGCGUUAAGGGCAACUUGGACUAUGAGGAGAAUGGUAUGUUGGAGAUCGACGUGCAGGCCAGAGACCUAGGUCCUAACCCAAUUCCAGCCCACUGCAAGGUCACAGUCAAGCUUAUCGACCGCAACGACAACGCGCCGUCCAUUGGUUUCGUCUCCGUGCGGCAGGGGGCGCUGAGCGAGGCCGCCCCGCCUGGCACAGUCAUCGCCCUGGUUCGGGUCACUGACCGAGACUCAGGCAAGAAUGGGCAGCUGCAGUGUAGGGUACUAGGUGGAGGAGGGACUGGCAGUGGAGGCAGCUUGGGGGGUCCCGGUUCGGUCCCCUUCAAGCUUGAAGAGAACUAUGACAACUUCUACACUGUGGUUACUGACCGUCAGCUGGACCGCGAGACACAGGACGAGUAUAAUGUGACUAUCCUGGCCAGGGACGGGGGAUCCCCUCCACUCAACUCCACCAAGUCUUUCGCUGUCAAGAUUCUAGAUGAGAACGACAACCCUCCUCGUUUCACCAAAGGUUUGUACGUCCUCCAAGUGCAUGAGAACAACAUUCCAGGAGAAUACCUCGGUUCAGUGCUCGCCCAAGAUCCCGACCUGGGACAGAAUGGGACAGUGUCCUACUCCAUUCUCCCCUCGCACAUUGGCGACGUGUCAAUCUACACCUAUGUGUCCGUGAACCCCACUAAUGGGGCCAUAUAUGCCCUGCGCUCCUUUAACUAUGAACAAACGAAGGCUUUUGAAUUCAAGGUACUGGCUAAGGACUCCGGGGCGCCAGCACACUUGGAGAGCAACGCCACGGUGAGGGUGACAGUGUUAGACGUGAAUGACAACGCUCCAGUGAUUGUGCUGCCCACUCUACAGAACGACACAGCUGAGCUGCAGGUCCCGCGAAAUGCUGGCCUGGGCUACCUAGUAAGCACAGUGCGCGCCCUGGACAGUGACUUUGGAGAGAGCGGGCGCCUCACAUAUGAGAUUGUGGAUGGCAACGACGACCACCUGUUUGAGAUUGAUCCAUCCAGCGGCGAGAUCCGCACGCUGCACCCCUUCUGGGAAGAUGUGACCCCCGUGGUGGAGCUUGUAGUGAAGGUGACCGAUCAUGGCAAGCCCACCCUGUCCGCGGUGGCCAAACUCAUCAUUCGUUCAGUGAGCGGCUCUCUGCCUGAAGGGGUACCGCGAGUGAAUGGGGAGCAGCACCACUGGGACAUGUCGCUGCCUCUCAUAGUAACUCUAAGCACGAUUUCUAUCAUCCUCCUAGCGGCCAUGAUCACCAUAGCUGUCAAGUGCAAACGGGAAAACAAGGAGAUUCGCACUUACAACUGCCGCAUCGCCGAGUACAGCCACCCACAGCUAGGCGGGGGGAAGGGCAAGAAGAAGAAAAUCAACAAAAACGAUAUCAUGCUGGUGCAGAGCGAGGUGGAGGAGAGGAACGCCAUGAACGUCAUGAACGUGGUGAGCAGUCCCUCCCUGGCCACCUCCCCCAUGUACUUCGACUACCAAACCCGCCUGCCCCUCAGCUCGCCCCGGUCAGAGGUGAUGUAUCUUAAGCCAGCCUCCAACAACCUGACUGUCCCGCAGGGGCACGCAGGCUGCCACACCAGCUUCACCGGACAAGGGACUAAUUCGAGCGAGACCCCUGCCACUCGGAUGUCCAUAAUUCAGACAGACAAUUUUCCCGCAGAGCCCAAUUACAUGGGCAGCAGGCAGCAGUUUGUUCAAAGUAGCUCCACGUUUAAGGACCCAGAAAGAGCCAGCCUGAGAGACAGUGGGCACGGGGACAGUGAUCAGGCUGACAGUGACCAAGACACUAACAAAGGCUCCUGCUGUGACAUGUCUGUUAGGGAGGCACUCAAGAUGAAAACUACUUCAACUAAAAGUCAACCACUUGAGCAAGCAUUCCCGACUUUGCUUUCCUUUGCUAUCCUCACCCUACACACCAUCACUACUAGACUUCAGUCUGUUGAUCCGCUUCCUCCAGAACCGGAAGAGUGCAUUAAUUGCACAGAUGAAUGCCGAGUGCUUGGUCAUUCUGAUAGGUGUUGGAUGCCACAGUUCCCUGCAGCCAAUCAGGCUGAAAACGCAGAUUACCGCACAAAUCUCUUUGUACCCACAGUUGAAGCUAAUGUUGAGACUGAGACUUAUGAAACUGUGAACCCCACUGGGAAAAAGACUUUUUGUACAUUUGGAAAAGACAAGCGAGAGCACACUAUUCUCAUUGCCAAUGUGAAACCUUAUUUAAAAGCCAAACGUGCCCUGAGCCCUCUCCUCCAAGAGGUCCCCUCAGCAUCUAACAGCCCGACCAAGGCAUGCAUUGAGCCUUGCGCCUCCACAAAAGGCUCCCUGGAUGGCUGCGAAGCAAAACCGGGGGCUCUAGCCGAAGCAAGCAGUUCCUACCUGCCUACUGACAGUCAGUAUCUGUCGCCCAGUAAGCAACCAAGAGACCCUUCCUUCAUGGCUUCUGAUCAGAUGGCAAGAGUCUUUGCGGAUGUGCAUUCCAGAGCCAGCAGGGAUUCCAGCGAGAUGGGAGCCGUGCUGGAACAGCUUGAUCACUCCAACAGAGAUCUGGGCAGAGAGUCCGUGGAUGCCGAAGAAGUUGUGAGAGAGAUUGACAAGCUCUUGCAGGACUGCCGGGGAAAUGACCCUGUCGCUGUGAGAAAGUGAGGGGGGAAAGGGCCUUGGCAUUUUCUUGUCUCUUCUGUUGAUUUAAACAUGAUUACCCCCCAAGUGACAACCCAUUUUACGGGGGUGGACCAGGAACAGUACUGCUUUAAGGCUUUUAGUGAACAUCUGAAGUGCCCACAAGUAUGUUCUUUUCACUGCUGUUUCUUUUACAGAAAUAACAAUGGUUUUGACCAAACAUAUAUUAGGACAGAAUUAAUGACGCUUAAGGAGAAACGAGAAAAGAGAGAGUGAAGAAAACGGAGGAGAGAGAGAAGACAAAGGAGGAUGAGGAGACAAGUUACCUUUUGACAAUCUGUUAGGAAGGUAUUCAGCGUGAGACUUAAAGUAUUUCUGAUUGCUCUAAGACUGUCCUCCGAGAUGGAUGCUGACUUAACUGUUUACCUAUAAACCCCACACAAAGCAGGGUCUUAUUUGUUAUCUGUGGUGGGUUUCUAGCUGAUAUCACAGGCUUCUACUGAAAGUCCUGAAUAGACCUUGCAGUAGUCCAAGCUACACCAAACAUUAACACAUAUUUGUGGUAAACAUUUCUGUAUAAAGUACCUGCCAAGCAUAGAAACACAAAGACCAUUUCAUAUCAUUAGUCAGAAAGCAAAAGUAUAUAUAUAAUAAUAAUAACAAAACAGAAAAAAAAUACAACAACGAAAAAAACCUUGGUCAUUUGUAAGACACCUCAUGUCGUAUAAAAGCUCAAUGUAAAAAGAUAUAGUCCGUGUUGUCCUGAACACAUGCAGACCUAUUCACUUCAUUAAAGAAGAAAAUUUGAAGACUUAAAAAUGUCUACUUAGCAUUUUAGUGUCCAACAAAGAUAUAAAUGAUGGUGAAUUUGUUUUACAUUUGAACAUAUCUGAAUCAUGGGCUAUUAUUAAGUGGUAAUAUUGAGAGAAAAUUAAGAUGACUUAAAUGUUUAAUUCAUUUUUGGACACUAAAAUAGCUCAGAAAAGUGAAAAAAUUAGACAUAACUGAUCACAUGACCAUUUAAAUGUGCAGAUGUAAGAAGAUUCAAUGUGUUUACAUCAAAUGACAUAUUUUUAUUGAUUUAUUGCAGAUUCCGUGCAUAUGAGCCAAAUUGUUGAGUGUAUAAGAGCUAUAUUGUGUAUUUUAUUAAAUUAAUAUAUAGUUGUGUUGCAAAAAUAUUUGGGCUUAUAUUGUAAAUGGCAAGUGUUGCCUCGGUAGCUGUCGAACUCUAUGAGUUUUGUUUUUUCCUGCUUCCUUUUCCCCAUGGAGCGUGGGAAGCAGUGCCUCAGAGCAAAGUCUCUUGUUUAAUGUAUAGUCUACCAAGUACUACAGUACAUAAUUCUGUUCAAAACGUGUUUGAGUGAGCUGAUGGAGCUAACUGAAAGGUCCAAAAAAACAAAAAAAAUACAUCUGUCAUUCAUAGUUCUGUGCAAGUCCUUGUAGAAUCUUUGAUUAAAGUCAUGUAAAAUCACAAGAACAAGAACUACAUUUUGUACCAAUACCUGAAAAUUCUUUACCAUGUUUUCAAUAACAUAAAGCUUCUGCCUAUGUAGAUAUCAUAGCAUUGAUUGGUUCUCAAAAGUAUCUUCAGUGGUUCAGGUGUAUGUGUACAUCAUAUUACUAAACAUGACAAAUGUUUUAAUGCAUGUGUAGUACCAGUACUGGUUACAUGCAUUGUGUACUGUGUUUUAAGUGGUCUUGGUGUUAACAAAAUUUGUUUUUCUUUA
Messenger RNA from Chionomys nivalis (European snow vole), 7718 nucleotides. It is a transcript of the gene Pcdh17, whose product is annotated as protocadherin 17. The transcript is spliced from 5 exons. Lineage: Eukaryota; Metazoa; Chordata; Mammalia; Rodentia; Cricetidae. The record is from RefSeq and is a predicted model, not a curated record. Gene Ontology annotation, molecular function: calcium ion binding. Bases 2452 to 6015 code for a protein of 1187 amino acids. Gene Ontology annotation, cellular component: plasma membrane. Gene Ontology annotation, biological process: homophilic cell-cell adhesion.